GUAAAUUCCGUUACCUUCAGCCAGAAGGCGCAUCGCGUGCACGAACGACGGAUCCAAGCUCUCUUUCUCGGCCAGCAGCUCGGGCAGGUACUUGUCCUGGUCCAUUAUUCACCUCAGUCCCGAACACGGCAAAGUGCAGUGUGGGCUGUUUGUUUGUUUAUCUGCUGAAACGUGAUGAUGAAGCCUGUGCUGGUGGUGCAUGGCGGCGCGUGGGCCAUACCCGACAUGUUGGCUGAGGCAUCAGUGGAUGGGGUGAAAGCUGCUGCUCAGGCUGGAAGUGUUAUUCUGAAGAGUGGGGGGGCUGCGCUGGAUGCAGUUGAAGUGGCCGUGAGAGUGCUGGAGGAUAAUCCAGUUUUUAAUGCAGGUCAUGGUGCUGUGCUGAAUACCGAUGGAGAAGUGGAGCUGGACGCCAUCAUCAUGGAGGGAAAAACACUGGCCGCCGGCGCUGUUUCUUCAGUUCGAAACAUUGCUAACCCUGUUAGCCUUGCCCGUGCUGUAAUGGAAAAGACUGAUCACAUCAUGUUAACAGAUUCAGGGGCGAACCUGUUUGCAGAGAGCAUCGGCGUUCCUUCCGUUCCAGCACAUGUUUUGGUGACGGAGCAGGAGAGAAAAGCGUGGAAGCACUACAAGAAGUACACUGUUGGUGUCAAAGAGCUUUUUAAAAUGCAGUGUAUCCAUGACACAGUUGGAGCAGUGGCUCUGGAUGCAUUUGGGAAUGUUGCUUGUGCAACUUCAACAGGAGGAAUCAGGAACAAAAUGGUGGGAAGAGUUGGAGAUUCUCCUUGUAUUGGAUCAGGUGGAUAUGCAGACAAUAAGAGUGGCGCUGUGUCCUGCACUGGCAACGGCGAGGCUAUUCUGAAAGUCACCUUGGCCAGGCUAAUCCUCUUUCACAUGGAACAAGGAAAGUCAGCGUGUGAAGCAGCUGAUUGCUCUCUGCAGUAUAUGGCUGAGCGUCUUCAGGGGGGUGGAGGAGCUAUAGUCGUUUCUCCCACCGGGGACUGGAGUGCCAUGUUCAGCACAAAGCGCAUGGCCUGGGCCGCCUUCAAGAAUGAACGUCUUUACCACGGUUUAAACCCAAAAGAAAUGUUUGAGGAGACAUUAAAUUGAUAACACAUUUGUUGUGUUUUGUGUUCAACUCAGUUUUCAGUGAUCAUGCCAUACAAGAAUGAAUAAAUAAGCUAUAUCAUUAACAAUCUUAA
This is a messenger RNA of Hemibagrus wyckioides, 1199 nucleotides long. Its product is annotated as isoaspartyl peptidase/L-asparaginase. Gene Ontology annotation, molecular function: asparaginase activity. The coding region runs from base 175 to 1107 and encodes 310 amino acids. The record is from RefSeq and is a predicted model, not a curated record. The transcript is spliced from 7 exons. NCBI's taxonomy places the organism in Eukaryota, Metazoa, Chordata, Actinopteri, Siluriformes, Bagridae.